Molecule: messenger RNA, 7553 nt
Organism: Trachemys scripta elegans
Lineage: Eukaryota; Metazoa; Chordata; Testudines; Emydidae
Gene: ATP2B2
Product: ATPase plasma membrane Ca2+ transporting 2
Exons: 23
Coding region: 491-4264 (1257 amino acids)
Biological process (GO): regulation of cytosolic calcium ion concentration; calcium ion transmembrane transport
Cellular component (GO): postsynaptic density membrane; intracellular membrane-bounded organelle
Molecular function (GO): PDZ domain binding; ATP hydrolysis activity; P-type calcium transporter activity
Source: RefSeq, a predicted model, not a curated record
UGUACCCUGUGCUUGCACUCUGCUAGCAAGAUGCUCUGACAGAAAUAUCAGCUCUCUCCCCCACCUGCUUGGUCAGGAAUGGUACAGUCUGCAGAGGGACUCCUGUAAUGUAGCUCAGCUUAUCAAUCCCUUACAGAUGCCGAACAGUGAUUACUCCGCUGUGUAAUUGAAAUCAUUUUGGAUUUGUGAUGAUAUCUUAGCCAAGUCCGGAGGAAGAGAUGACCAUGUAGAUACUACAGCCUGAGUGCAGCAUAAUGGGAAAUGGUGAAUGGAAUGGAGCUGGUCUGCAGCCUUGAAAGCAGCCAUCCUAUGGACUAUUUCCUGGUCAGGGACACUUCAAUCAUCAGAGGCAUUCUCCACUGACUUCACUGAACACCCACUGGAUUCUUCUUAAUCCCUUAGGUUGGAAUUUGAGUUUCCUCCCUUGCAAUUUUGAAGCAAUUUUAAAAUUCCAUCUAGUAUACAGAGUGGAACAAUACAAUCAGCAACAAUGGGUGACAUGACAAACAGCGAUUUCUAUACCAAGAACCAAAGAAACGAGGCCAACCAUGCAGGAGAGUUUGGGUGCUCGCUGGAGGAGCUGCGCUCCCUCAUGGAACUCAGAGGAACAGAAGCAGUAGUAAAAAUUAAGGAGACGUAUGGGGACACAGAGGGCCUCUGCAGGCAUUUAAAGACAUCACCAACAGAAGGAUUACCUGGCACUGCUGCGGAUCUAGAAAAAAGAAAGCUUAUUUUUGGGCAAAACUUUAUACCUCCAAAGAAGCCAAAAACUUUCUUACAGCUAGUUUGGGAAGCACUACAGGAUGUGACUCUUAUAAUCUUGGAAAUUGCAGCCAUCAUAUCUCUGGGGCUCUCAUUUUAUCAGCCACCUGGAGAAGGGAACGAAGGUUGUGCUACUGUAUCAGGAGGAGCUGAAGAUGAAGGUGAGGCAGAAGCUGGCUGGAUUGAAGGUGCCGCUAUUCUACUCUCUGUUGUUUGUGUUGUACUCGUCACUGCCUUUAAUGACUGGAGCAAGGAGAAGCAAUUUCGUGGGCUUCAAAGUCGUAUUGAGCAGGAACAGAAAUUUACUGUGGUCCGAGGUGCACAAGUUAUUCAAAUCCCAGUGGCAGAGAUAGUAGUUGGUGACAUUGCACAGGUUAAAUAUGGUGAUCUCCUGCCCUCUGAUGGGAUUUUCAUUCAAGGAAAUGACCUUAAAAUUGACGAAAGUUCUUUAACUGGAGAGUCAGAUCAAGUCCGCAAAUCUGUUGACAAGGACCCUAUGCUGCUCUCGGGUACCCAUGUCAUGGAGGGCUCUGGGCGAAUGCUCGUAACUGCUGUGGGAGUGAAUUCUCAGACAGGCAUCAUCUUUACUCUAUUAGGGGCUGGUGGAGAAGAGGAGGAAAAGAAAGAUAAGAAAGGUAUGAAAAAGGAGGAUGGACAUCAGCUUCCAGUAGAUUCUUCCCAUCCCUCCUCCCACCCUCCUUCAGCUACAGAUGGUGCAGCAGGUGCAAAUGCCACUGAUAAUGCAAAUGCCAGCUUAGUCAAUGGCAAAAUGCAGGAUGGGAAUAUGGAGAACAGCCAGAAUAAAGCCAAGCAGCAGGAUGGUGCUGCUGCCAUGGAGAUGCAGCCAUUGAAGAGUGCAGAAGGAGGAGAGGGAGAUGAAAAAGAAAAGAAGAAGUCUAGCAUGCACAAGAAAGAGAAAUCUGUCCUCCAGGGAAAGCUGACCAAACUAGCCGUCCAAAUAGGCAAAGCAGGUUUGGUGAUGUCGGCCAUUACUGUAAUAAUUUUGGUACUGUACUUCGCUGUUGACACUUUUGUUGUCAACAAGAAGCAGUGGUUGCCCGAGUGCACUCCUGUUUAUGUUCAAUAUUUUGUCAAGUUCUUCAUCAUUGGUGUUACUGUGCUCGUGGUUGCUGUUCCUGAAGGACUUCCACUUGCUGUCACUAUUUCUCUGGCUUAUUCUGUUAAGAAAAUGAUGAAGGAUAACAAUCUGGUCCGCCACUUAGAUGCUUGUGAGACUAUGGGUAAUGCUACGGCCAUCUGCUCUGACAAAACAGGGACACUUACAACCAACAGGAUGACAGUAGUACAAGUCUACAUUGGUGAUGCCCACUACAAAGAGAUCCCUGACCCAGAUUCUAUACCAAGCAAAACCCUCGAUUUGUUGGUUAAUGCAAUUGCCAUCAACAGUGCCUAUACUACAAAAAUUCUGCCACCAGAAAAGGAAGGUGGCCUGCCUCGUCAGGUUGGCAACAAGACAGAAUGUGGCCUGUUGGGGUUUGUCCUGCAACUGAAGCAAGAUUACCAGCCUGUUCGGAAUCUAAUCCCUGAGGAGAAACUCUACAAAGUAUACACGUUUAACUCCGUGAGAAAGUCAAUGAGCACUGUCGUUAAAAUGCCAGAUGGCAGUUUCCGAAUGUACAGCAAAGGUGCUUCUGAAAUUGUUCUGAAGAAGUGUUCUAGAAUCAUUAAUGCAGCAGGUGAGAUUCGUGUCUUCAGACCCCGUGACCGGGAUGAGAUGGUGAAGAAAGUGAUUGAACCCAUGGCCUGCGAUGGACUGAGAACUAUUUGCAUCGCAUACCGGGACUUCAGCAGCAACCCAGAACCAGACUGGGACAGUGAAAAUGACAUUUUAACUGACCUGACCUGCAUUUGUGUAGUUGGUAUUGAAGAUCCAGUAAGGCCUGAGGUCCCAGAAGCCAUAAGAAAGUGCCAGCGAGCUGGAAUUACAGUCCGCAUGGUCACUGGGGACAACAUCAAUACAGCUCGUGCCAUCGCAAUAAAGUGUGGAAUUAUUCAUCCAGGAGAAGACUUUCUCUGCAUAGAGGGAAAGGAGUUUAACAGGAGGAUCCGAAAUGAGAAGGGAGAGAUUGAGCAAGAACGUAUUGACAAGAUCUGGCCAAAACUACGAGUACUUGCUCGCUCAUCUCCCACAGACAAACACACUUUGGUGAAAGGUAUUAUUGACAGCACGCAGGUGGAGCAGAGGCAGGUUGUUGCAGUAACUGGUGAUGGAACCAAUGAUGGACCGGCACUUAAAAAAGCCGAUGUUGGCUUUGCAAUGGGUAUUGCAGGUACUGAUGUUGCAAAGGAAGCCUCAGAUAUUAUCUUGACGGAUGAUAAUUUCAGUAGCAUUGUGAAGGCUGUAAUGUGGGGCCGUAACGUCUAUGAUAGCAUCUCCAAGUUCCUACAGUUCCAACUUACUGUUAACGUUGUGGCUGUGAUUGUGGCUUUCACUGGGGCAUGUAUUACACAGGACUCUCCACUGAAAGCUGUGCAGAUGCUGUGGGUCAAUCUAAUUAUGGACACCUUUGCUUCUCUUGCUCUGGCCACUGAACCCCCUACAGAGUCUCUACUGCUAAGGAGACCAUAUGGCAGAAACAAGCCUCUUAUAUCACGUACCAUGAUGAAGAAUAUUCUGGGCCAUGCUGUCUACCAGCUAACUCUCAUUUUUACGCUUCUCUUCGUUGGUGAAAAAAUGUUUAAGAUUGACAGUGGUCGGAAUGCACCACUCCACUCUCCUCCUUCUGAGCACUACACCAUUAUCUUCAAUACCUUUGUCAUGAUGCAGCUAUUCAAUGAAAUCAACGCACGCAAAAUCCACGGCGAGAGGAAUGUUUUUGAUGGCAUUUUUAGAAACCCUAUAUUUUGCACUAUUGUACUGGGUACAUUUGCUGUACAGAUAGUAAUUGUGCAGUUUGGUGGGAAACCUUUCAGCUGCUCUCCUCUGCAGCUUGACCAGUGGAUGUGGUGCGUAUUUAUUGGACUAGGAGAACUUGUCUGGGGUCAGGUCAUUGCAACCAUCCCAACAAGUAGGCUAAAGUUUUUAAAGGAAGCAGGGCGGCUCACUGAAAAAGAGGAAGUACCUGAAGAAGACCUGAAUGAAGAUGUUGAAGAAAUUGACCAUGCAGAGAGAGAACUUCGACGUGGACAAAUUCUCUGGUUCAGAGGGCUCAACAGAAUCCAAACUCAGAUCCGCGUCGUGAAGGCAUUCCGUAGCUCUCUCUAUGAAGGGUUAGAAAAACCAGAAUCUAGAACCUCCAUUCACAACUUUAUGACUCAUCCUGAAUUUAGGAUAGAAGAUUCCCAACCCCAUAUCCCACUCAUUGAUGACACAGACCUAGAAGAAGACCCUGCUCUCAAGCUAAACUCUAGCCCACCGUCUUCGCUGAACAAGAACAACAGUGCUAUCGACAGUGGAAUAAAUCUUACAACUGACACAAGUAAAUCAGCUACCUCUUCUAGUCCAGGAAGCCCAAUACAUAGCCUGGAGACAUCACUUUAGCUGAAAGUUCACUGCAAAAAAAUAUAUAAAUAAAAACAGCAACAGAAGUAUAUAUAUAUAUAUAUAGAUAGAUAUAUAAAAAACUGUGCUGGCUGAGAAGCUGUUUGAACUCUUAUUCACUUUGUGACAAGUGAAUGAAUUACUGAUCACAGUGGUUUGGGGGAAAGAAUGAAUGGCUGAUUUACAUACCCCUUUUUGCUCCCUUGCAGAAAAACAAAAACAAAGAACCCUCCUGCAUGAAUGUACUGUGCACUUCCAGCCCCCACCCCGCUUUCUCUCACGCGCGCUGUCUCUCUCUCUCUCUUUUUUUUUAAGCAGUAAAUGCAGAGGACUUUUUUCUGAGGCUAUUUAUCCAAUUCACUGGUCUGUGAGUUUUUUGAAAUGCUUGUGUGGCAUGGAUUCAGUUGUAUAGAUUAAUUUAAAUAACGUUUUUGAAGUUGCAAAGCUUAACUUGCACAGUAGAUUUGCACCAGUUGGACAGAGAAACUUAAACAAUUAUGAGAUUAUAUAUAGAGAUGUAUAUACUUAUAUGUAUAUAUAAUUAAUGAUAUACAUAUAUAUGUAUAUAUCUAUCUAUAUAUUUAGUUAUAUAUAAAGUUUCUUUGUUGGCAUGUUGCCUUGUUUCUGCUCAAAUUGCUCUGACUAUUUUAACUUAUUUAUGUCCUAAAAAAAAAAAGAAUGUAAUUUGUUUACAAACCUGUAGAUAAUAUCCUUAACUAUUUGUAGAAUUAAGAAAGCACUUCCUGCCGAAGUAGUAUAAAAAUUGCUCAGCUCUUUGAAAACUUCUGUAAUAUUGCACCUUGGAUGUUUUAUUACAACCGUGUUCUGAUUUUGCCUGCCUUUUUUUUUGUUUUUUUUGUUUUUUUUUUGUUUUUUGGUUAAAUAAUGUAGAUACUGCUAGCAAAUAACAAAAGAAGCCAAAAUAUAACACAUUGGAUGUAGCAUUGUUAUCCUAUAUACAGGGCAGUGAACAGGCUUCCUUUGUUUCAAAUACAAAGUUGAAAUGAUCAGGUUUUCUUUCCUCUUUUUUUUUUUUUUUUUUUUUAAAUAAAUUGCUUGAACUUGUUUUGGUGCAACACUCGAUGGAGGCCAUUUCAUUGUUUCAGUGUAUUGCAAUGGCUUCUUCAAAGUAUUUUUUAAAAAAAGUUGUUAUAUGAAACUCAGUUUAGUUUAUGAAUAACAAUUCAAAGAUAAGUUAUAUUUGGCUUUGUGUAUGGAGAUCAAACUAGUGUUGAAAUAUUGUGAUAUAUUGUGUUGAUUCUUUUCCGUUAGUAAUUUAGACAUUCAUUUCUUUAUUAAUUACAAGAAUAUGGGCUGUUGGCAUUUUGGAUGGAAAAUCACUAUGGUUUAUUGCUUUGACUUUUUAAAAGAAAAAGAUAAUCAUUUUCUGCACUAUCUAGAUCUGAAUGAAAUUUUAUGAAGUGUAUAUUGAAAUGUGCUUUGUGUGAUUUUUUUUAUCAAGCUUGUCUUCCUGUAGUCACAAAAUAUACUGUAGCUAAUUAACAAUGUUGUUUUACCUAUGUAUUGAGCUUUCGACAAGGGAAGCCAUUUUGAAAACCUGCAGUAUCAUGGGUGAGAAAUAUUUUUCAAGAUGGUAAUAGCCCUGGUAACUUAAAUUUAUGAGCUUAUAUAAUCGCUAUGUCAACCACUUGAAUGCUAAGCACUUUGUGGGUCACAGAUUUUUCAUAAAUAAUUUUGUAUUUAAUACAAAGUUUGCUUCAAGACUUUUCAGCAAGCAUAUGAUCUUUUCCAUAAUCUUGUACAGUGCAAAAGACAUUUUGAAUAACAUGAUCAAUUAUGCCAGAAAAACACUUUCAAACUAGCUUGAUAAAUUGAUUUGUUGUUGUAUUGUGUGUUGUUUUAAAGUUGACUAAGAAAGCGGUGCAUCUCUGCAGUCACAAGAACUAUUACGAGCCAGAGAACUCUCCAAACAAUAUUAGACUCAUGGCCAAACUGCAGAUUGAAAUGACUAAAAGAGUUUUCAGGGUGCAUCAGGACUAUUCAGCCAGGUAAAACUCUAAUCAGCUUGAAUUGCCAGCUUCCGGACUUUUGUGCAGAAGCUUGAAUGUUUUUUGGCUCAGACUCCUAGCUCACUGUCUGAUUUAAACUUUUCACUGAACAGCAGAUCUUUCAAGGCUUACAGAACUGUUUUCAACAGAUACCGUUACCCAUUUCUUAACAGUAAAAGCUGGCAUGAAAACAUAAUUGAAUUUAACUAAUUCUUAGUAGCAAAGUGAUUGAAACUUAGUAGCAUUGUUCCUUGGAUUGUAAAUACAGGGACUGACCUUUGUAUAACAUGUAUUGGGUUUCUAUGGCCUAUUUGGGAUACCAUGUUCAGAAAAAAAAGUUAUCCAUUCUAUUUAUAGGGAAGAGCCUCUGUCAUUGCAUUGGACUUGAGCAGCUACAAAAUCUGUCAGUACUGGAACGUAAUUUUCAAUAACUUAACAAUGAUGAUUUGCCUUUUAUUUUCAAGCUAUCUUUUUCGUCAGAUUCUUUCUUUGUUUCAUUUGAUUUAAUUUUCCUCUAGUAGAACCCAUUCAGAAUACCUAUAGGGUACCAUUUGCAGACUUGAAAAACUGUUUAAAAAUAAAUGAACACAACAUUCUCUGUGUGUAUAUAUAGUAAAAACAUAUAUAAAUUGAGAUGCAUAGAAAACUUGGGCUUCUGUGAGCAGAGACUGUGCUUUAUGUAUAUGAUAAAUGAUAGACUUUUUUUAAAAAAAAUUAGAAUAGUUAUGACCUUUCAACUACAAGUCAUGCAUCACAAUUCAUUUCUUUUAUUGCUUGACCUCGCUGUGAUGGGAACAAUGGAUCAAAAAACCAAAAUGAUCAGUUUGUUAAAAUUCACUGCAAUAUAUAAAUGCUUGCUCUCUACAUACUGUACUUAGCAGCAUGAGAUUUGUGGAAAACAAUACAGUGGUACAUUUGGCAAUCCGUCCCAUUAGGGGUUAUUAACAUAUAUUAAUUCAUCUGUUUUUAUGAAUUUUUUUAUCUAGACAAUAAUUGUAAAUAAAGAACUUACUGUCUCUGUUCAUUUAAUACUAUGCAAAAGGUUAUGCUUUCUAUUGUUUAUUCCUAUUCCUACAGUGUGAUGCUGGAAUGUUUGUGGUUUAAAAAACAAAAAAACAAACAAAAAAGACAAAAGUAAGUAAAAUAUGUGAUGUAAAUUAUUUUAUAGUUUGAAACAAAAUGAUAAAGUUUUAUUCUUGCUGCUUACUGUCUAAUAGAUAUCUCCUGGCAGGAGCACAAGUGGAAAAUUAAAUAAAAAUAAAUUCACAAAGCAGCAUGAA